Messenger RNA from Closterium sp. NIES-67, 2439 nucleotides. NCBI's taxonomy places the organism in Eukaryota, Viridiplantae, Streptophyta, Zygnematophyceae, Desmidiales, Closteriaceae. The record is from the annotation of a GenBank genome assembly.
CUCUACGACCCUCGUUCUGCAGGCUGCUACCACCUGGUUUUCCCGGAUCUCGUUUCUAAGCUUUGCUCCACCUCUCUCGCUGGCAGCCUUUUGAGACGCCUCCAACAGUUAGCGGUCUUGCUCGGUGCAGCGCGUGUUCUCUGGCAGACCUCGAGACAGAAUCAUGAUCGCGUCAGGUGGGGCGUCGGAGCGGGAACGGCGGCCGACGGCGAAGAUUCUCGUGUGCAAGGACUACGCGCGUGGCCGGUGCUCCAGGAGCGACUGUCGCUUCGCGCAUACAUCUAGCACUCUCGGCGUGGAGGCCACCGAUGAAGGGGAUGUGGUGUCGGUGUGCAACGACUUCCUGCGCUCACGCUGCGCGCGCUCCACGUCGUGUCGCUACUUCCACCCGCCGCCGCAUCUUAUUAGUUCACUGGCGAGCAAGGUGGGCAUCACGCUGCCAGGGGACGGCGCGGACAUGCAGUCGCAGCAGUCCUUCCUCCCCGUGCCCGCGCCCGCUUUCCCCGACGUGUACGGAGCGCCCUCCGCAUAUCUCGCCGCGGCCUACCCACCCAUGGCUCCCGCCUCCCGUCUCUUCACUCGCCCUGCGCUCGAGGUGUGCCGGGACUUCCUCAAGGGGCGGUGCUCACGGGACGCCUCCGCCUGCCGCUACGCGCACACCAACCCCAAUGCGGGCGACGGCAACCUCGUCACUGUGUGCCAGGACUUUCUCAAGGGCCGCUGUGAGCGCCCCACGUGCCGCUACUACCACCCGGAGGAGCACCUGCGCGCCCGCAUCAAGGAUGUGCCGGUGAACCGGCCCGGCCAUGGCAUGGAGGCGGACCCUCUGGGAGGCGCGUACCAAGCAGCGUACAGCGCGUAUGCCGUCGCCAGCAUGUAUGAGAACCAGGCGGCAGCUAAGAGAAUGAGGGUGGAGGACGGGGGAGCACCAGGGGCGGGCAAUUCAGCAGCGCUGGCAUCCCUUGGCGGGGACGAUGACAGAGUGCGCAAGUCAGGCCUAGAUGUUGCGAUGCCGUACUACUCAGCGCUGCCGCCCAUGUACGGCUCGCCCGCCAUGCACCAGCUGCCCAUGGGGGGGGGCUACCUGCCCUCGCCCUUCUACCCUGGGGGACCGCAACACUCCCGUGCGCCGGUGUCGCAGGACCGGCUGCCGGUGUGUCGGGACUUCAUCAACGGCAAGUGUGUGCGGGGGGCCUGCCGCUACGUGCAUCCCGACGACCAUGUGCAGGUGGUGGAUGGGCAUGUGACGCUGUGUCGCGAUGCUGCGAGGAACAAGUGCGAGAGGGAGCACUGCCGCUUCUACCACCCCCCUUCCUCCGCCAAGGGCAGCGGAGGAGACGACAUGUAGCUUCGCACUCCAAGAUCUACACUUUCGGCAAUCCCCACCUGCUGCUGCUGCUGCGGUGCCGCGCUAGCUCUAUGGCGCUCACCUCCCUCCCUUGGCCGCCGCCGCCGCCGCAGCCGCUGCCGCCAGCGUCGCCAGCGCCGCCUGCUGCCACUGCCGUUGCUCCCCGGCUGUGCUGCUGUCGCUGUCGCUGUCGCUGCUGCUUCUGCUGCUGUUGCUGUUGUUGCUGCUGACAUGCCGUCGUUCGUUCCGCUGCUCUGCCUGCUGUGCUGUGCUGUGUGCGUUUCAUGCCACCUGGCUGGCGGCGAUGUGCUGGAAACGCAUAUGCGUGCAAGAGCACACGAGCAAGGCCUUAUAGCAUGAUGAACCAGGCGUGCAGCGGGUUUACAGGCCUGCAUGGCAAUAGUUUAGAGUGCACCACACCACACAUGCACAUCCACCACACAUGCACGUCCACACCACCACACUCCUUGCAUGGACAGGCGCAUCUGUCUUUGUACUACGCCUUGCUUCUUGCAUGGUGUGUGUGCUGUGCGAGAAGUUGCUUCCCCUCGCUUCCCCUGUGUGUGUGCUUGUUCGGGCGCUGUUGCGUGUGUGCGUGCGUAGCGUAGGGUCUUUCCUUACUUUCCCUUGCCUGUCUGCUACCACCACCUUGCUCCAUCACCAUAACAUAGUCUAGUGCUCUUCUUUCCAGUGCCUUGGUUGCGGCUUGUGUCCUUUAGGCCAUGAGCGAAUACAACUCUAGAUGUCCGUCUGUCACUGAUUCUCCUCCCACAGUUGAGUCAUAGUCUAAUGUAACAUGUGCCAUGUUUGCUUGAACCUCCCUGUUGACAAUGUUGGGUUGGGCUGUGGUGGUCUUUUCUCAUUGUGUGCUCGUCCUGCCCUCUCCCCUUACGAAGCUGACUAGUUAUUAGAAACCUUACUCCCAGAGCAGUGGUGCUCCUUAAUACAGUGUGACACUAUUGCGCUGCAUCGUGUAGGGCGUGUGGAUUCAAGGGACCUGACUGCAGUAACUUGGUAGAAGGUGAUUUGCAAGCGCUGAUUCAGUGAAUUGCUUAGGAGAUUUGGUUUCCUUGGCAUGGUAUGGUUAUUGU